AGAGAGAGAGAGAGCUUGAGAUCGUCGUCGUCAAUGGUGAAUCCAGACCCUAUUGGAUAAAAUAAAACCUCCAAAAAAGUCUCCUAUCACCAUCAUGCCUUCCCAGUUGACUCCAGAAGAACGAUCGGAGCUCGCGCAAUCCAUCGCCGAGUUCCACACCUACCACCUCGGUCCGGGGAGCUGCUCCUCCCUCCACGCGCAGCGAAUCCACGCGCCCCCGGAGAUCGUCUGGUCCGUCGUCCGCCGAUUCGACAAGCCGCAGACCUACAAGCACUUCAUCAAGUCCUGCUCCGUCGAGGACGGGUUCGAGAUGCGCGUCGGAUGCACGCGCGCCGUGAACGUGAUCAGCGGUUUGCCGGCGAACACGUCGACGGAGAGGCUCGACAUACUCGACGACGAGAGGAGGGUGACGGGGUUCAGCAUCAUCGGGGGAGAGCACAGGCUGACGAACUACAAGUCGGUGACGACGGUGCACAGGUUCGAGAAGGAGAGGCGGAUCUGGACGGUGGUGCUCGAGUCGUACGUCGUGGAUAUGCCGGAAGGGAACUCGGAGGACGAUACGCGCAUGUUCGCGGAUACGGUGGUUAAGCUUAAUCUGCAGAAGCUGGCGACUGUCACUGAGGCUAUGGCUCGUAACGCCGGCGACGGAAGCGGUGCUCAGGUUAGUCUGGACAUUUACUAUUGUGGAUAAGUGGGAAUCUUUCCUUUUUCGGGUAAGUGUAUUCUUUGCUAGGCAGUCAAAAUUUUCUUCCACGCAAUAAUACUGUCGUAAAAGCAUACUAGAAAGGUAACUUUUUUUAACAAAAGUAGAUUAUAUCAAAUUAGGAUUCUUGUGAGUUUUUUUUUUUGUUGUAUUUUUGGUUUGUUAAAACUUUAUGAAAGUAUCGUAGUAGGAUUUGUCACGUGUAUUUUCUUUGUUUGGGUAAAAGAUUGAUAUUCACGUUAAUUUUGUUGUAUUCUAUACUUUAUCCGUGUUAGAUUAAAUGUCAUUUUGC
Brassica oleracea var. oleracea is the source of this 995-nucleotide messenger RNA. Its product is annotated as abscisic acid receptor PYR1. Gene Ontology annotation, molecular function: abscisic acid binding; signaling receptor activity; protein phosphatase inhibitor activity. The transcript is spliced from 2 exons. Gene Ontology annotation, biological process: abscisic acid-activated signaling pathway. Gene Ontology annotation, cellular component: nucleus; cytoplasm. The record is from RefSeq and is a predicted model, not a curated record. Lineage: Eukaryota; Viridiplantae; Streptophyta; Magnoliopsida; Brassicales; Brassicaceae. Bases 95 to 691 code for a protein of 198 amino acids.